AUGGCCAUUUAUUUAACAAGGAAGUUCCGGGUGGAGAACAGAGAGGGCCAGGAACCGGAGCGCAGCUUCUGCGUCCCGGACUUCCCGGAGCCGUCUGACGUCUACUGGCAGUACAUCGACCUGCUGACCUUCAUCCUGCUGUACAUGCUGCCGCUCCUCAUCAUCACCGCCUCCUACGCCACGGUGGCGUGCCGGCUGUGGCGCCGCAACGCCAUCGGCGACACGACCACGGCGCAGCACGCCGCCCAGCGGAGGAAGCGGCGGCGCACGCUGGCCAUGCUGCUGCUGGUGGUGGGCGUGUUCGCCGUGUGCUGGUUCCCCCUGAACUGCUACGUGGUGCUGCAGUCCAGCCAGAGCAUCGGCUCCUCCAACGCGCUCUACUUCUGCUUCCACUGGCUGGCCAUGAGCGCCACCUGCUACAACCCCUUCAUCUACUGCUGCCUCAACCCCGCCUUCCGCAAGGAGCUGCGCCUCCUGCUGGACAUGUGCAGGAGGAAGCGGCGGGCGGCGGCGGCGGGCUUGGAGCCGGAGCUCCGCCCCCUGGCCGCGGCGCCGCGCGACGGGACCGCCUGGCCCGAAAACCCGGAGCCGCCGCCGAGGUCGCGGCGCGCGCUGGUGUCAAGCGCCAGAGGCCACGCCUCCUCGCAACAGAGCCACGCCCUCUCCGGCCGGUCGCACAACCUCAAAGACGCGCGCGUGCUGUUCGCGGCCGGGCCGGCGCCCGCGGCGAGGAUCGACUUCCUGUCGGCGGAGCCCAUCGUGGCCGUGAGCUGA
This is a messenger RNA of Pseudoliparis swirei, 774 nucleotides long. It is a transcript of the gene gpr83, whose product is annotated as G protein-coupled receptor 83. Gene Ontology annotation, cellular component: membrane. Gene Ontology annotation, biological process: neuropeptide signaling pathway. The coding region runs from base 1 to 774 and encodes 257 amino acids. The transcript is spliced from 2 exons. The record is from RefSeq and is a predicted model, not a curated record. Gene Ontology annotation, molecular function: neuropeptide receptor activity. NCBI's taxonomy places the organism in Eukaryota, Metazoa, Chordata, Actinopteri, Perciformes, Liparidae.